This is a messenger RNA of Triticum aestivum (bread wheat), 1670 nucleotides long. RefSeq lists its product as uncharacterized. Bases 1 to 978 code for a protein of 325 amino acids. The transcript has 3 exons. Lineage: Eukaryota; Viridiplantae; Streptophyta; Magnoliopsida; Poales; Poaceae. The record is from RefSeq and is a predicted model, not a curated record.
AUGAGACCUUUCUGGAGAAAAUUGUUGAGACGGUUCUUAUGGCUGGUUUCUAUAUUUUGGAGGGUGCUAUUUAUAUAUUUGCCCGUCUUUUACAAGGAUGGCUUUUUCAUAGCUUUUUGCCUCGGUGAGGCCGCUGCCGGGCAAGCCCGGGGCGCCGCCGAGGAAGGUGGCGGCGGGGCCCUGGCUGCCCUGCAUCUUCUGCGGGGCCGCGUUUCUCCGGGGCGGCGGCCCUGGACGGAGAGGUGUCACCGGCCCUGCGGCAGGCGGUGGCGCGGGCGUGGGCCGGCGAUCCUGGCCGUGUGGACGGCGGGUGAACCGGAGGACGGGGGCCUUGGUGCUGCGGCUGUUGUGGCUGUCGGCAGCGCCAGAUCUGGCCGCCUCUGCCUCCCCUGUUCGACGAGCUCCGCCCCGGCUGGAUCUGGCCUGUUUCUUGCGAGCCGCCGGAUCUUGCACCCUUGGGGUAAGGGAGGCGGGGAUUCGAAGACCGGAAGAAAUCCCAAAUUGGCCUUGGCGGUUUUGGCGGCGGCGACGCUCGAGGGCGCCGUUCCCCUCCUUGGAGGCGCCGUUCAGGUGGGCUUGGGCUCCUCGGCGAGUGGGUGUGCAGUGGCGGAGGUAGCUGGUGCCCUUGUCCCACUUGCUACUGCUCUUCUCCGUCCGUUCCGGCAUCUCUUCCUCGACGGUGUCCAGUUCGUGGGUUUUGGUGGUGCUCUGCUCCAGGUGAGCACCCCGUGGCCAGUCGGGUGUGCUCGGUUCCUUUCCAGUUGCAGCCUGCCGGUGCCCUUCCUCACAGGUUCUAGGGUGAACUUCUUCACUGUCAACGGUUCGAUGCCUUCGAGCCAGGCGAGGAGGCAGGGGCCUUCUUUGGCAGUGGAGCUGGGAGGACAUGGCAUGUCGGGGCCGCUGGUGAUCUGGCGACGGCAUGCCCUGCCUCGCCGUCGGAAGUGCUGCUCCUGUGCUGACAUUAUCCUCCCCUCGUGACCUGUACGCGUUUGAGGACCUACACAUCUCCGAGCUGCGUGUCUCCAUGUAGGAUCUUUUUUAGCUUGGUGUGUGUGAGGCUUGUGAGCUGCUUUCCAGCGCCUCUGUAUGCUGUCGUUUUUAUGUUUUCUUGUAUUGAUUUCGAGUUUAUUAUCCUGGCCGGUUGAUGGCUUUGUUAAUUCAAAGCCGGGCUCUUCUUGAGCCUUCGUUCCAAAAAAAGCUUUUUGCCUCGGUUCCUCAGUGAUUGCCUGCUAGAUGUGAUAUGUGAUGACCAUUCAGAAAUGCCUGGGUCUAUCUUUUAGGAUGGUUGUUCGGCUUCCAAGGAGCUUAGAUUUGUUUGUGAUACGAGCAUUUUUGUAUUUCGCUCGGUGGUUAGUUCUCUCGUUGUAGAUGUCUGGUGCAGUUAGCAUGCUUUCACAAAUGAAUGACAAGGAAAAGAACUAGACUGUCUAUGUCUUGAUUUCACGCAUGUGACACUUUCGUAGGGGUACGGACGAACGCCCUAUUAUGCAUACUAACUUGGUCGUGCUUUAUCAGGAGGUUGGCAGGCGGGCGACCCGGGCGCCCAACCCUAGCCGCCGCCGAACCCAACCCCCACCUCCUUCCUCUCCUCCCGCCGCCGCCGGCGGGCGCCGCCGGGCAAAGCCCGCGCGGUGCUGCCGGCGGCGGGAUCUCGUUUGACCUCGCCUGGA